This is a messenger RNA of Metarhizium robertsii ARSEF 23, 1350 nucleotides long. RefSeq names its product flavohemoprotein. NCBI's taxonomy places the organism in Eukaryota, Fungi, Ascomycota, Sordariomycetes, Hypocreales, Clavicipitaceae. The coding region runs from base 1 to 1350 and encodes 449 amino acids. Gene Ontology annotation, molecular function: oxygen binding; heme binding; nitric oxide dioxygenase [NAD(P)H] activity. Gene Ontology annotation, biological process: cellular response to nitrosative stress; nitric oxide catabolic process. The transcript has 3 exons. The record is from RefSeq and is a predicted model, not a curated record. Gene Ontology annotation, cellular component: intracellular anatomical structure.
AUGGCCCCAGCUACAACCACCCUAUCCCAGGUCGAUCUUGGAACCAACACCUCUUUCGAUGCUGCAAGACACGAAGUGGAAGCUAAUAUUCCCACUCAUUGUAUUUACCUGAAUACCGUCUUUCAAGGCACAAUGCUCGUCCAGCGUGUCAUCCGCCGCCCCGGCGUCUCGUGGCAAACAUGUAAACCGCUGGCCCUCGGGUCCAUCCCCCGGAGGACCCUCACAUCAGAACAAAUGAAAAUCGUCCAGUCGACGAUCCCUGCGUUGGAGCAGCACGGCAUGGCCAUCACGAGCCUCCUGCACAAGCGGCUCCUCGACUCGCACCCCGAGCUGAAAAAUGUCUUCAACACGACGCACCAAGUCACGGGCGAGCAGCCCGCGGCGCUCGCCCACGCCGUGUGGGCGUACGCAUCCAACAUUGACAAUCCCGCCGCCCUCCAAACGACCCUGUCCCGCAUCGGCCACAAGCACGCCAGCCUAGGCAUCACCCCGGAGCAGUACCCCAUCCUUGGCGAGGGCCUCCUUGCGGCCAUCAAGACGGUGCUGGGCGCCGCCGCCGACGACCAAGUCCUGGAUGCCUGGGGAGCCGCGUACGAGAAGCUCGCCGAGUACUGUAUCCGGUUCGAGGGCGAGCUCCAUCACGUCCUUCCACCUGACGCGACGCCGCUCGGCGGGGGCGGCCUGCCAGCGCACAAGCCCGGGCAGUUUGUCACGGUGCGGCGCUUCGUCCCGGAGCUGGCGUCGUACCAGCCGCGGCAGUACGGCGUGUCCGGUGCGCCCGACGGAAAGUCGCUCCGCAUCUCGGUCACCAGGGCCGCCGCCUCCGACGCCCGUCCGGCCGGGCGCGUCGCCGGCGUGCUCCAUGAGGAUCUCCCGGCAGGCGCGGAGCUCGACGUCAGCAUGCCCCUCGGCGGCCUGGUGCUCGACGUCAACGCCGCGACGCCCGUGGUGCUCGUGAGCCGCGGGGUCGGGCUGACGCCCGCCAUGGCCAUGCUCAAGACGCUCGUGGACCAGGCGAGCUGGAGGAGGGUCGUCUUUGUGCAUGCCGCGCGCGGUGGCCGCGGGCACGCCAUGAAGGCCGCCUUGUCCGAGAUUGUCGCCAACAACCCCCAGGUCCGCCGGGCCGUCUUCUACCAAGAGGUGACGGACCGGGACCAGCAGGGCUUCGACUACGACUUUGCGGGGGGGCUUGAGUUGAGUAAAAUCAAGGACGUGGUGCUGCUGCCCGGCGCCGACUUCUACAUCUGCGGCCCGCUGCCGUUCAUAAAGGCGCAGAGCAAGGCUUUGAUGUUGAUGGGCGUGGACGAGGGGCAUGUUCACAUGGAGCUGUUUGGCUCGCCUUCUGAAUGA